UGUCAUAUACAAUGAUGAUGGAGGUAGCCCCACAAGAAGUAUGUUUGGUAACUGAUACACCAGCCAUACCUGGAAUGGUAGUUCCAUUUUCCGGAUGUAUUAGUAAUGUUAGUUCCUUAACCUGGGAAAAUGAGACAUUUAUAUUGUAUGCUGACCGUGAAGAACAUGUUACAAAAUAUUGGAGUUCACAAAAUUUAAGUAUUCCCCAAUGGGAUUUGAAGUUAGAUAAACUACAUACAAUUAUGAAACAAUCCAAAGUUAUUGAAGAUCAUAUCAAAUAUCUAAAUCAAUCUAUUGUAACUCAUCAAGUGACAACAACAAUAAUUGCUGAUCAAUUACAGAAAAUUGGUUCUGAUGUCCAGGAUGCAACUUCUCAUCAUUGGUGGGACUUGUUUACUGGAUAUUCUCCGUCUGCAUCCAAUAUGCUAAAUUUUCUGAUACAUCCUGUUCUCAUACUGUGUACAAUAAUAAUAAUUUUAUCUAUUUGGAACUGUGUGGUAUUUUACCGCAUAUGUUGUAAACGACAAAAGGUUGUAAUGGCAAGUUAUGCGUUAUAAUUGGAAUCAGUCAAGGGCCGUUUGUGAUACGAGUGUGAUAUGAAAGGGUGAGAGUGGGGUUUUCUGACUGACUUCCAUUUUGUGCCGCAGUAACUAUGCCACAUAAUGACAAGAGAAUAGCAAGGGUGUUUGUCUUAUGAAAGGGUGUUUGUCUCAUGCUAGAAGAAGGAUUCUUAGAAUAGACAAGGACUCGUGUUGUUAUUUUCAGUUUGUUAUAGACAAGGACUCAAGUUGUCAUUUUCAGUUAGAUAAGAUGUUUCAGAACCUCCGGAAUGUACCCACAUAUGGAUAGAUUGUGUUUUUAGUUUUGUAUAAAGGACGGGGAAUGUUAGGGGAAUUUCGGAAUCCAACUGAGACGCUAGCAGACGUGCUGCGUGUGAAUACCGAAUUUCCCCUUGAGACGAUCGUCCUGAGAUUCCCCGAUCCAGAGUGCUCAAGUGAUGCUACAAUAUUCGCGGUGAUUGGAAGUCUGAAUCAGCUGACCACUGCGAGAGAAAGAUUGCAGGGUACCCACAGGGGAGAAUGGGAUGCACCGAGGACAGCACCACACACAAAGGAACUGACUGCAGGUACACCUACAUGAUCUCCACAGACCCGCACUCCAGAAACAAUAUUCCGAAGUAUGCAUAUGCAGAACACAACACUCUCUCCCGCCCCAGUGCUAAUCCUCGGGUUUGGGGAAAUGACAGAUGUGAAUUACCUCUAUGGUGUAAUCACAUUGGUUGGUUUCCUGAUGAUUUUUCUAUCUAACUGUACAGUGAUCACUACAAUACUGUGCACUAAGACCUUACAGGAACCCAUGUAUAUGUUUAUAUCAACGUUAUGCGCCAAUGGUCUGUAUGGCAGUAGCGCCUUCUUACCCAGUCUGUUCAUAGACCUUAUUUCCAAGUCUCAAAAUAUUUCAUACUCAGCCUGUAUCAUACAAGUGUUUUGCCUUUACACGUAUGCAGUAUGUGAGAUCACCAUGCUCGCGGUAAUGGCGUAUGACCGAUACGUGUGUAUUUGCAACCCUCUGCGAUACGUAAGAAUAAUGACCUUAGCCGCGGCAUACAAGCUGGUCUUUGCAGCCUGGGUCUACUCCAUCACAUUAAUUACCGCACAUGUUGUGCUGACGGCCAGACUUCCUCUUUGUGACAAUGUCAUCCUGAAGAUCUACUGUGACAAUUGGACAAUUGUGAGACUCUCCUGCAUUGAUACAACAGUCAACAAUAUCUUUGGUGUCUUUGUUACAGUAGCAUCAAUCGGGGUGAUGUCUUUACUAAUUGCUUUGUCGUAUAUUGAAAUUCUGAAGGUAUGUUCAAAAUCGAAGGACGUCCGUGAUAAAGCCAUGCAGACCUGUGCCCCUCAGCUGACAUCCAUUGUGGUUUUUGUCACUGGUUGUUUUUUCGAGAUUUUGCUCUAUCGCUUUGACCCAACCAGAGUUCCUUAUGGGCUCAGAGUAUUCAUGUCGGUGGAAGUUAUUGUGGUGCCACCACUGGUGAAUCCUCUCCUCUACGGUUUCAAAAUGAAGGCCAUCAAAGGUAGAAUUGGGCAUUUAUUUUACCUGUACAAACAUAAACUGCCAGCAAUAAAUGAAUAAUAAAAAUAAAUCCAUACCAUGUAAUGCAUUUUCGAGAGAAUGUAAAUUGACACAUUAGCGAAAGAAUUGGUCUACAAUUCAACCUACGUUAUGCAAAAGUUCAACAUUCAACAGUUUUACCGAAAUGCAAAAAUAUUUGCUGACCAUAAUAUGGUUAAAAUUGAACUAUCACUUUUUGAGUUUUUAGAGAGUUUAAAAAGGCAAGGUUAAAAAAAGAAAUGUCUUUUGGUGGCCCAGCCUAAGUUCAUUCAGUUCCCUGAGAACCAUAUUGAAAAUUGUAGUCUAAGAAUCGCUAACGAGCUGAAUCACAUCUGCUAGAAAGUUAAACUAACAUUUUUUACGUGUGUUUGAAGAUAGUAAUUCCAAAUGUUAUAAAAAUUAACUGUUUUGUAUAGCUGGAAAGGCUCGGUAGACCUUCCAAACAAGCAUUCCCAUCUAAAGGAAAUCCAUUAAUAAAAUGUAUAUUGGAAAGAGA
This is a messenger RNA of Pseudophryne corroboree (corroboree frog), 2611 nucleotides long. RefSeq names its product olfactory receptor 52E4-like. Gene Ontology annotation, biological process: detection of chemical stimulus involved in sensory perception of smell; G protein-coupled receptor signaling pathway. The transcript has 3 exons. Gene Ontology annotation, cellular component: membrane. Gene Ontology annotation, molecular function: odorant binding; olfactory receptor activity; G protein-coupled receptor activity. NCBI's taxonomy places the organism in Eukaryota, Metazoa, Chordata, Amphibia, Anura, Myobatrachidae. The record is from RefSeq and is a predicted model, not a curated record. Bases 1180 to 2136 code for a protein of 318 amino acids.